AUGGGUCUUGACAAGGUGCUUGCCACCAACACAUGGAGCGACAAGCACCCAUAUAUCUAUGCGAAAGUUAUGCCAUCCGCCCAAACUGUGUUGAUCCUUGACACGGGUUGUGGAGGGGCAUCCAACAAUCACUGUAUCGGGGUGAAAAGUCUGAGAGAAUUCCUUCGAAACGUUGGCGUACUGAUCGUCGUACAAAGCCACUGCCACUAUGAUUAUAUACUGGGGAUGGAAGCGUUUGCUUCGGACAGCGUGAUCCUUGGCUCCGAACAUGAUCCAACCUUUGCCUCACCAGAAAACCUCCCUGCGCAUUCGCUCUGUGAAUCCCUAGGUAUCAGGACACCGGAAAGCAUGCUCUACGUCGGCGACACCCUCUAUGAGGACGACCCCAUCAUUUUCCCAGAAGAGGGUAACCUCCCCGACUGGUUUUCUACGGUUGAUGACCUGCUCGCCUUUGUUAGCAAACAGUCGGAUCCCAACAAUGACGUGGUAUCGGGGACGGAAUCGCCUAGAAGGCGUUUUAACAGGAGAGGGCAGUGGGUGGUCGAAUAUAAACAGAUGAGCGGCCGAUUUUCUCUGAUAUGUCCAGAAAGACUAGUAUCACAGGCCAGGAAGGCCAUGUCAAUCUGA
Molecule: messenger RNA, 627 nt
Organism: Pisolithus orientalis
Lineage: Eukaryota; Fungi; Basidiomycota; Agaricomycetes; Boletales; Pisolithaceae
Product: Metallo-hydrolase oxidoreductase
Exons: 6
Coding region: 1-627 (208 amino acids)
Source: RefSeq, a predicted model, not a curated record